UCCUGUGACGUAGCGCUAGCUCCCGAUGCUACACGCGGGAAACUGGUGAAGCCACUCAUCAUAUAUACAAACAUAGCCUUGCCUGGAGCUGAGAUGGGAGACACGCUGGAGUUCAACGAGAUUUACCAGGAAGUUAAAGGCUCCUGGAAUGAUGGGCGGCUGCGAUUCAGCAAACAAAAUGUUGUUUACAAGAGCAGCAAGACAGGGAAAGUGGACAGCAUCUCUGCUGGUGAUCUCAACAUGGCCCAGUGGAGGCGAGUGUGUUUAGGACAUGGCAUCAAACUGGGCACCAGCACAGGAAACAUCUACAAAUACGAUGGCUUCAGGGACACAGACUUUGAAAAGAUCUCUGAAUUUUUCAAGGCUAACUACAAGGUGGAGCUUACAGAGAAGGACAUGUGUGUGAAGGGCUGGAACUGGGGAACAGCCAAGUUCUCAGGGCCGCUCUUGUCAUUUGAUGUAAAUGACAAUACUGCGUUUGAGGUUCCACUUUCUAACGUCUCUCAGUGUGCCACUGGGAAGAAUGAAGUCACUCUGGAGUUUCACCAGAAUGAUGACACUGAGGUCUCCCUCAUGGAGGUCCGAUUCUACGUCCCGCCCAGCCAGACUGAUGAGCGAGUAGACCCUGUUGAAGCGUUCGCCGAGAAUGUGUUAUCUAAGGCUGAUGUGAUCCAGGCCACAGGAGACGCUGUGUGUAUCUUCAAAGAGCUUCAGUGUCUCACUCCCAGAGGAAGGUAUGAUAUUCGUAUCUAUCCAACCUUCCUUCACCUCCAUGGUAAAACCUUUGACUACAAGAUUCCCUACACCACUGUCCUGCGUCUCUUCCUGCUGCCACACAAGGACCAGAGGCAGAUGUUCUUUGUGAUCAGUCUGGAUCCGCCCAUCAAGCAGGGUCAGACGCGUUAUCACUUUCUGAUUCUACUGUUCUCCAAGGAAGAGGACAUCAACCUCACCCUCAACAUGAGCGAGGAGGAUGUGGAGCGUCGUUUUGAGGGAAAACUCAGUAAGAAUAUGUCAGGCUCACUUUAUGAGAUGGUCAGCAGGGUGAUGAAGGCACUGGUCAACCGCAAGAUCACUGUGCCUGGAAACUUCCAAGGUCACUCUGGGGCUCAGUGUAUCACCUGCUCCUAUAAGGCGUCCUCUGGCCUCCUCUACCCACUGGAGAGAGGCUUCAUCUAUGUCCAUAAGCCACCCGUACACCUGCGUUUUGAGGAGAUCUCCUGUGUCAACUUUGCCCGAGGCACCACCACAACACGUUCCUUUGAUUUUGAGAUUGAGACCAAGCAGGGAAACCAGUACACCUUCAGCAGCAUUGAGAGAGAGGAAUACGGAAAACUGUUUGACUUUGUCAACGCAAAGAAGCUCAACAUCAAGAACAGAGGUUUCAAAGAGAAGAAGGGCAUGAAGGGUAAAACUGACGAGUACAGCGACUCGGAUGAGGACCAGCACGAUGCUUACCUGGAGAGGAUGAAGGCUGAAGGCAAGAUCAGAGAGGAAGGCAACGACAGCGAUGAGUCGGAUGGCGAAAGCGAUGAGUCGUUUAACCCAGGAGAAGAGGACGAUGACAUUGCAGAAGAGUAUGAUAGCAAGGCCUCGGCAAGCGACAGCAGUGAGGAAGGAGACGAGAGCGAAGACGAGAGUGCAAAGAAGAAGAAGGCUAAAAAAGUUAAAGUAGUGAAGGAGAAAAAAGAACGGAAACCACGCAAAGAGAAGAAGCAGAAAGAUACUGGCGGCCCAAAGAGACCAAUGAGUGCCUACAUGCUUUGGCUGAACUCCAGCCGAGAGCGAAUCAAGUCAGAGAAUCCAGGCAUCUCCAUCACAGAGAUUUCCAAGAAGGCGGGAGAGAUGUGGAGACAAUUGGGAAAAGAAGAUAAGGAGGAGUGGGAAAUAAAGGCAGGAGAGGCCAAGCGGCAGUAUGACAAGGCAAAGAAAGAAUACAAAGAGAGCGGUGGUGGUGGUGGUGGUGGUGGUUCGACCUCAAGUUCUAAAAAGGAGAGUAAAAAAUCUGCAGUUAAGAAAGAGACAAAGAGGAAGUCUGCCGGUGGAGACAAGGACAGGGAGCGGGGAGGAGGCAACGACAGUUUCAAGAGCCGCGAGUUCAUCGAGACCAGCGAAGAGAGUUCAUCAGACUCUGACCGAAAGAGCAAGACUAAGAGCAAGACCAAGAACAAGUCCAAGAGAAAGAGGGAAUCAGAGGAGGAGGAGGCUGUGUCCACACCUGCCAGCUCUGAGGAGGAAUCUGACUAAACACACACCCUUAAACAUGGUACACACAAUUCCAGGACCAAUCAUUUUUAUACAUUUAAAUACCAUACAAACAGACUGACAAACGAACCAGGAGACUUUACUUGGAUUUUUUUUGUCAUCUAUGUUCUUCUUUGAUGUGACAUUUGAACAGGUUUUCACACAAACACUGGUAAACUGUUGUACCAGGUUCUCCACCCCCCCCCCAUCCCCCCCAAAAAAAAUUAAUUACUGGAAUUUGUUUGUUUUUUCGACUCGCUUAUGAAGAUGGUUGGUUUAGGUUUAUAGCACUGAGGAGUGUAGUUCAGUUAAUGUGGCUCAGACAGAGAGAGACGAUGAUGCCAUCCCCAGUUUCUUCUUCUUGUGUUG
This is a messenger RNA of Solea senegalensis (Senegalese sole), 2613 nucleotides long. It is a transcript of the gene ssrp1a, whose product is annotated as structure specific recognition protein 1a. Gene Ontology annotation, molecular function: nucleosome binding; histone binding; DNA binding. Bases 94 to 2247 code for a protein of 717 amino acids. The record is from RefSeq and is a predicted model, not a curated record. Gene Ontology annotation, cellular component: FACT complex; nucleus. Lineage: Eukaryota; Metazoa; Chordata; Actinopteri; Pleuronectiformes; Soleidae. The transcript has 19 exons.